Parastagonospora nodorum SN15 is the source of this 2736-nucleotide messenger RNA. RefSeq lists its product as hypothetical. The record is from RefSeq and is a predicted model, not a curated record. Gene Ontology annotation, molecular function: serine-type peptidase activity; dipeptidyl-peptidase activity. The coding region runs from base 1 to 2736 and encodes 911 amino acids. Gene Ontology annotation, biological process: proteolysis. NCBI's taxonomy places the organism in Eukaryota, Fungi, Ascomycota, Dothideomycetes, Pleosporales, Phaeosphaeriaceae. The transcript is spliced from 3 exons.
AUGCCGCGACCACGCGCCGCGAAAGAGGAAGAGACGGAGCUGCUUGCACAACACCAGGAAUCGCCACGGCCCUCAUCAGACGGUUCCGAGGCUUCUGCAUCCUCCAUAUCGACCACAUCGCUCGUACUAGAACAUAUCAACGACGGAGGAUUCAACGGCGCACGCUCAAAAGUCUCGGAGAAAUAUACAGACGAUGGUAACGGUGACCUUGGGCAUGCGCGCGAACGUUUCGACAUCGAAGAUGGCAAAUUCCAUCCCCUCACACCCGUAGACAAGAAGGCGCGACGGACGCUAUGGAUUGUUGGCACUAUAUGCGCAGUUGGCUGGGCCCUGGCACUGGUAUCUUUCCUAAUGAACGGCAACUAUAAGCAUUCAUCCACUCGGCCGCACGACCCGGACGCGAGCGUUACAAAAGGCUCGGGGAAGAAGAUCACACUCGACAAUGUUCUCGGCGGCCAGUUCUAUCCUCAGUCACAAAGUGUGUCCUGGAUCGCAGGUCCCAAGGGAGAGGACGGUCUGUUGCUCGAGAAAGGCGUAUCAGGAAAAGACUACUUGGUCGUAGAGGAUAUCAGGAGCAAGGGCAAUACUGAAGCUGCAGGGGAUAAGUUCACGUUGAUGAAGAAAGGCAACUUUCAGAUUGGCGAAGACAUAUUCAUCUAUCCUAGCAAUGUCUGGCCCAGCGCCGACUUCAAGAAAGUGCUUGUGAUGUCUGAGCAGCAGAAGAAUUGGAGGCAUUCCUACACGGGACUCUACUGGAUAUUCGACGUCGAGACACAAACCGGUGAGCCUCUGGAUCCCGAGAACCAAAGUGCCAGGGUGCAAUACGCGUCCUUCUCGCCCCAAUCGGAUGCUGUUGUCUUCACGCGGGACAACAACCUAUACCUCCGCAAGCUAGACUCCCAAAAGGUCGUCAAAAUCACACAUGAUGGAGGUUCUGAGCUUUUCUACGGUGUACCUGAUUGGGUGUACGAGGAGGAAGUUUUCCAGGACAACAGCGCGACAUGGUGGUCCGAGGAUGGCAAAUAUGUCGCGUUCCUGCGAACUGACGAAUCCAUGGUGCCAACAUACCCGGUACAAUACUUUGUUUCUCGCCCAAGUGGGAAACAGCCCGACGCUGGCAAGGAAUCUUACCCUGAGGUCCGCGAGAUCAAGUACCCGAAGGCUGGUGCGCCAAACCCGAUCGUGACGUUGCAGUUCUAUGACAUCGAGAAGAGCGAAAUGUUCAGGGUCGAUAUCGACAAUGACUUCACAGACAAGGACCGUUUGAUCACAGAGAUUGUUUGGGCUGGCAAGAGCGGGCAAGUUCUUGUCCGAGAGACUAACCGCGAGAGCGAUAUUCUCAAGCUUAUAUUGAUUGACGUUUCGAAACGCACCGGAAAGACCAUUCGAGAAGAGAAUGUUGCAAAACUAGAUGGAGGAUGGUUCGAGGUGUCUCACAAGACAACCUUUAUCCCCGCUGAUUCUUCAUUGGGUCGUGCAAAUGAUGGAUAUAUCGACAGCGUCAUUCACGAAGGAUAUGAUCACAUCGGUUACUUCACUCCUCUCGACAGCGACAAGCCCAUAUUACUAACCAAGGGCGAGUGGGAGGUCGUGGAGGCUCCAUCUCGAGUCGAUCUAAAGAACAACCUCGUCUACUAUGUCUCUACCGAGAGAGGCUCUAUGGAGCGCCAUCCCUACGUCGUUGCCUUGAAUGGCACUGACAAGCGAGAAGUCAUGGAUCACAGUGGCCCUGCUUACUAUGAUUCGUCCUUUUCUACGGGCGGUGGUUAUGCUCUGAUGUCCUACCAAGGUCCCGGCAUCCCAUGGCAGAAGAUCGUCAGCACACCUUCAAACACUGAAAAAUUUGAGAAGGUGCUCGAGGAGAAUAAGGCGCUCGAGAAGAUGGUGCAGAAGCAUGAACUUCCCAUUCUCAAGUACCAGACUAUCGAUGUCGAUGGCUUUAAGCUCAACGUCCUUGAACGACGCCCGCCACACUUCAGCGAGAAGCGCAAGUACCCCGUUUUAUUUUACCAAUAUAGCGGCCCAGGGUCACAGCAAGUACAACGCAAAUUCGAAGUCGACUUCCAAUCUUACAUCGCCGCAAACCUGGGAUAUAUCGUCGUUACAGUUGAUGGCCGCGGUACUGGCUUCCUAGGCCGCAAGCUACGCUGCAUCACCCGCGACAACAUCGGCUACUACGAAGCCUACGACCAAAUCGCCGCUGCCAAAAUGUGGGCCGCGAAGAAAUACGUCGACGCUGAAAAGCUCGCUAUCUGGGGCUGGAGCUACGGCGGCUUCACCACGCUUAAAACCAUUGAAAUGGACGGCGGCAGAACAUUCAAAUACGGCAUGGCCGUCGCGCCUGUGACAGACUGGAGAUUCUACGACUCCAUCUACACCGAACGCUACAUGCACACUCCGCAAAACAACCCGACCGGCUAUGACAACACCUCCAUCACCGACGUGCACUCGCUCUCGCAAAACGUGCGCUUCCUGAUUAUGCACGGCGUCGCAGACGACAACGUACACAUGCAAAACACGCUCACGCUGCUCGACAAGCUUGACGUCGCGGGCGUGGAGAACUACGAUGUCCAUGUGUUUCCGGACUCGGAUCAUAGUAUUUAUUUCCACAAUGCGCAUAAGAUUGUUUAUGAUAAAUUGACGUGGUGGCUUACAAAUGCGUUUAAUGGCGAGUGGUUGAAGAUUCAGAAGGUGAGGCCGAAGGCGCAGGCGGAUGCGAGGUCGUUGGGGAGGUGA